Molecule: messenger RNA, 1356 nt
Organism: Scylla paramamosain (green mud crab)
Lineage: Eukaryota; Metazoa; Arthropoda; Malacostraca; Decapoda; Portunidae
Exons: 4
Coding region: 1-1356 (451 amino acids)
Source: RefSeq, a predicted model, not a curated record
AUGGCUUGGCAGGCUGAUGGCCAGACACAAAGUGUUGCUGGAAGUGCCUUCUCUCAACACCAGCACCAGUGCCUUUCCUCACCACCAGCACCAGCACCAGUAUCUUCUCUCAACGCCAGCACCAACCAGCACGAGUGCCUUUCCUCAGCACCAGCACCAGUGUCUUCCCUCAGCAGCAGCACCAGCAUCAGUGCCUUCCCUCAGCACCAGCACCACACCAGCACCAAUGUCUUCCCUCAGCACCAGCACCAGUGCCUUCCCUCAGCACCAACACAAGCACCAGCGCCUUCCCUCAGCACCAACACUAGCACCAAUGCCUUCCCUCAGCACCAGCACCAGUACCUCCCCUCAGGACCAGCACCAGUACCUUCCCUCAGCACUAGCAUCAGCUCCAGUGCCUUCUUUCACAGCACCAGCACCAGUGCCUUCCCUCACAGCACCAGCACCAGUGCCUUAUCUCAGCACCAGCACCAGUGUCUUCCCUUAGCACCAACACCUUUCCUCAGCUCCAGUACCAGCACCAGUGCCUUCCCUCAGCACCAGCACCUUCUCUCAGCACCAGUGCCAGUGCCUUCCCUCACAGCAUCAGCACCAGCACCAGUGCCUUCCCUCAGCACCAGCACCUUCCCUCAGCACCAGUACCAGCACCAGUGUCUUCCCUCAGUACCAACGCCACACCAGUGCCUUCCCUCAACACCAGCAACAGCACCAGUGCUUUCCCUCAGCACCAGCACCAGCACCAAUACCUCUCCUCAGCACCAGCACCAGUACCUCCCCUCAGCACCAGCACCAGUACCAGUGCCUUCCCUCAGCACCAGCACCAGCACUAGUGCCUUCCCUCAGCACCAGCACCAGUACCUCCCCUCAGGACCAGCACCAGUAACUUCCCUCAGUGCUAGCACCAGCUCCAGUGCCUUCUUUCACAGCACCAGCACCAGUGCCUUUGCUCACAGCACCAGCACCAGUGCCUUAUCUCAGCACCAGUACCAGUGUCUUCCCUUCGCACCAACACCUUUCCUCAGCUCCAGUACCAGCACCAGCACCAGUGCCUUCCCUCAGCACCAGUGCCUUUCCUUACCACCAGCACCAGCACCAGUGCCUUCCCUCAGCACCAGCACCAGCACCACCAUGUAUGUGGUAUGGCUACCUGCAAGUGUAAUGACAAGGAAGCCUAAAUAUGGUGUGGACAUCAUUCCUCUUCUGUUUUGGCAACUUAGUAAUGUGGAGAACAUAAAAUCUAUAAGGGCAGAGAUGUGGCCUUGCUGGUAUAUGAAAAGACGAGAGAACUUGAUGCUUUUCUUCAGUUCUGCCAGCAAAGGACAAUGGGAGAGUGCAGAUGUGGUGGUGGCAGUGUGA